AUGGCAGAAAUCGCAGCAGGCGCUGUCGUAGCUGAGCAGGUCGUGUCGACUGGCAUUGAGGCUGGAGCGGCCGUCGCCGUGGCACGCCCGACUCAGCCUCUGAAGGUGUCACUGUCCCAGGUCGCCACCACCCAGUCCCCCGCUUUCGACACGUCCGCCCUUGCACGUUCCCACCACUCAGUCACCGUCGUCAACCACAAAGCAUGCAUCUUCGGCGGCGAGACAGCAGAGGGCGAGCUGGCUUCGACCGACUUCCAUGUCCUCUCUUUGCCGGCCAUGACCAAGGGUGAGCCGGUUGCAGCCUACGCCUGUUAUCCGGCAUUCGCGAUGCAGGAUGCAGAGACUGGCAAGACCUACGUCCCUUCCCCGCGUUCAAGACAUGCGGCGGCAGCCCGCGGUCAGUUCGUGAUCGUCAAUGGCGGUGCUGAUGCUAGCGGAAAGCCCAUCGACGAGACUUGUCUUUGGCUGUGGGACUCUGAGAGUCUGAAGUGGACCAAGAUCCAAGGAGCAAGCCAGAUUGGAAAGACCAUCACGCCGAGAUUCGACCACCACAUCUUUGUCGAGCAGACCCAGGACUUCCUGGUUCUCCACGGAGGAAGGACUGCACCAGGACAGGAGGCAUCUACUGAGACCUGGAUGUACAACUUUGACACUCUCGCCUGGACAGCGCUGCCGCCUUCUCCUCAGCCUCCUCUCGCGGCCGCGUUCGUGGGUAACGUUCUUUAUACCAUUGGCGCUGACUCUAAUAUGAGCGGUGCUAUCCACUACAUGGACCUCAAGUCCAACGCCGAGGACCGCGAGAAGCCCGACGCUCUUGAGUGGAAGACUGUCAACUUCCCUACCAACCCACUCACCCCGGGUCCCCGCCCACGUGAAGGGGGCGCGCUUGUGCCAGUAGACACUGGUGUUGGCCGACACUACCUCGUCUAUAUCUUUGGCGAGAACAGCACUUCAGCCGACAAGGACUUCUACACUGAUAUCUGGGCUCUGCAGCUCCCUACCCACGGCUUCAACGCGGCGGCUGUGAAGGAUGCGAUCCGUGACAAGCUGCCUCGUAUUGAUUCUGGUGAGUUCAGCUGGGCAGAGGUGGAGCUCAUUCCGACAGAGGAAGUCAAGACGGAGGGAAAGGCGCACCCCGGCCCACGUGGAUACUUUGGUGCAGACGCUGCAGAUGGAAAGAGUCUUGUCUUCUGGGGUGGCGUCAGUGCAUUGGGCAAGGAGGGCGACGGAUGGCUGCUUCAGGUCCAGUGA
Molecule: messenger RNA, 1251 nt
Organism: Colletotrichum fioriniae
Lineage: Eukaryota; Fungi; Ascomycota; Sordariomycetes; Glomerellales; Glomerellaceae
Molecular function (GO): protein binding
Source: RefSeq, a predicted model, not a curated record